This is a messenger RNA of Phytophthora infestans T30-4, 843 nucleotides long. RefSeq lists its product as uncharacterized. Bases 1 to 843 code for a protein of 280 amino acids. The transcript has a single exon. The record is from RefSeq and is a predicted model, not a curated record. NCBI's taxonomy places the organism in Eukaryota, Oomycota, Peronosporomycetes, Peronosporales, Peronosporaceae.
AUGGACGGCGACUUCCUGCAUGCGAUCAAUGGCGACUGGGACUCGCUGCUCACGAUCAUGCGCGAGAACCGCCAGGUAGCACAGCGCACGGACGCCAGCGGCAUGACGGUAUUGCACUGGGUUUGUCUGCACCAAGACGCACCCACUGAUAUCGUGGUCAAGGUGGUUUUCGCCAACCCAUACGCCGUGCACAUGCGCAAUGACGCCGGCCAUCUACCCAUCGAUCUGGCCAUUCAGGCCGAGUGUGGCGAGCGCAUCCUCGAGGUUCUACGCGCAGCCGCGCACGGCAGCCACCGCCCGGAAGACGACGGAGGUGAAUUGCACCAACACGACCUCAUGGGUAAGGACGACGGAGAGCCUACCACGGAGACUAUAGACUACCAUCUUCCGUACAAUAACCAUACCAUCCUACACGACGAUAUCCGCGAUGGAUCAGACUACCUACCCCACCAGAACCACACGUACUACAGUGAAUCCGAAGACGAAGUGGACGAGGACGAGCUCGAAUACCAGCAACACCAUCGACACUACCAGCCGCAGCCGUUUCAGCGUAAGGGGCGACUCGAGAGGAGCGUGUCGGACCAAGACUCGUUCUACGACCCACCACAGGGAAACCACGGUGGCGCUAGUAUGUAUAGCGGCUUUGGGGUGGGCCCAGAUCGUGAACGCGGCAGCACUCUGUCACGAAGCGACCCGCACGUCAAGUCGUUGCUGACCGAGCAGCGUCUCCGUGAGCGAGAGAACGACCUGAUCUCGAUCGCGACUGCGGACGACUCGAUGCCUCUGGGGAGAUCAGUCCAACCUUCAACGAGUCAGUGCUGUUACGGCUCACCUUCUCUCUAG